Molecule: messenger RNA, 617 nt
Organism: Raphanus sativus (radish)
Lineage: Eukaryota; Viridiplantae; Streptophyta; Magnoliopsida; Brassicales; Brassicaceae
Exons: 1
Coding region: 199-426 (75 amino acids)
Source: RefSeq, a predicted model, not a curated record
AUAUGCGAUGACAAAGUCAAAAGUCAACGAAACCAACAUGGUACUUGGCUUACACGUCUUUUACCUAAAACCCAUCACAUGUCUUGAUAACUUGUAAGACUAUCUUUCUUUUGUCUGCGUGACUGCAUCUCUCUCUGUUAUAAAAGUCUCUUCACAUCUCAACAGUUUUUUUAAAGUUUUUAUUUGAGCAUCUCUGACAUGUCUGUAAAGAAACAGGCUUCGGAGAGGAAGAACAGUGGAAGAGACAAGUCAAGUUAUUAUCGAUGCUUGUCAUUCUCGUUCACGGAGUCGUCAUCAACGGAUGAGAAGAAGAACCCAUCGUCGUUGAAUCGUAUGGAUUCAAAGAAGCUCAAGGCAGAUAUUGUGAAGUGGGCUAAGCGUGUUGCGUCUUACGUUCGUCAACUUAGCUCGAGAAAACGAGAUUAAUAGACAUGAAAGUAGAAAGGUUGGUGUUAUUAUGUGAUGAUGUUCCGUUCUUCUUCUCUAUCAUUCAUUCCUAAUGAAAUCAUAUUAUUUCAAAAAAAAAAAAGAUUGAUAAGUAUUAUUUCACAAAGAUAUAUAUCAGAUAAGAUUUCACUUUUGUAUUUUUCAAAUGCAACAAAAUAUAGUUUUGUAUC